Molecule: messenger RNA, 2661 nt
Organism: Aspergillus ochraceoroseus IBT 24754
Lineage: Eukaryota; Fungi; Ascomycota; Eurotiomycetes; Eurotiales; Aspergillaceae
Exons: 2
Coding region: 1-2661 (886 amino acids)
Source: RefSeq, a predicted model, not a curated record
AUGAACCAAGUAAUCAUAUCAACUCAUGCAGAGAACCAGAUUUAUCCAAUGGCAUCCUUCCAAGAACCUUCCCUGAUCGACUAUGCGCGAUUCCACGUUAUUGCAAGCGAUUUCACAUCUUUUGACCCCCUCGACUAUAUCGAUGAGAAGUUCGAGCUAGGAAACCAACAACCUCCCGAGGACACAUUAUCAGAAUUCAGGAGUUGCUUAAAUGAUGCCCAUGGCACUCUAAAUGAGAAGAUUCUUGGAGAGAAGCUCCGUGUUUCCAAAGAGAGUGGCCGUUUUCUGGCAUCUGUACUCCAUGAAGCAAGAGCUAGAAUGGACAUGGACUGGGAUGCUCUCCUACCGACUUUCAAUCCCAUUGAAGGCAAUAAGUUGGAGCCUCCAAUUUUCACUAUUGAACGUGCAGCAGAUUUCAAGUCAUCAAAGAAUCGUUUUCGUUAUAGUUUGCAAGAAAUCGACAUGGAAGCCCUUGAGCAGUGCUUGGGAGGGCCCCCUCCCGCGAAUUCACCGAGUAAUAUACUACAAAAAGAAAGCUUGCCGACAGAAAACGUCAAGGCUGAGAAGCUCAAAUGCACAAGAAAAUCACUCUCGAUAAUACAAGGCGUCAGGACCUAUGAUUGUCUACCCGAGAAAGCGACUAAUGAGCUUUUUGAAAGCAUUCUGAGAACAAACUCUAAAGAUACAAUCGAACCCGAGUUACCUGUCCUUCUUCCGUUAAACCAUGAUCUUGUUUCUACUCCGAGUCCAUCACAUAUUUCAGAGGAAUACAUGCUACCUAGCCCUGUAUCAUCAGAUUGUUUGAAUUUGGAUUUACAUUGCCGAAAGUUCGGAGAUCGAGAAACAGAGCCUAGAGCUUUCAUUUUCGAUAUAGAGGAGUUAGAUGGCGGUUCAGUAACAGCCUCCGAAGAGGAGGAAAGAAUAUACACUUCGCCAUCCCCUUUGGGAACCUGCAUGGAGUCAACGUCUUUAUCCUAUGAUAGGCACACCGAAUGCGAAGCCGAAGACACGGAAAGUGUGCAUGACCUCAGGUCAUCAAAGGAGUACCCUCCAGACACACUAAUGAGGGAGGAUAUAGAAUACCGACAAACCCCUUCUAAGACCCAGCUAUUGGUCUUAGUGGACAAUGGCAGCUCAAUGACAAGGCAAGACUGUGUGUUACGAGCAGAAGAUACGCAAGAACUUGCUUCAGACUUGACGAAGCAAUCAGAAGAGAAGGGAUUGGGGGCAUCAUAUCCCAAAACACGCCACUUAUACUCUCAUGAGGAAAGUCAGAGUCCACGAGGCCCUGAUGUGAGAGAUUCGUAUUAUGUCUACCAUAAGAGAAAGUUAGACAAUGGCCAGGUAUCACCACGGAAGAAUCGAAGCGCGGGUGACGACGAUGCAGCAAGUCGCCUUAUUUCACAGGAUAAAAAUGCUGAUUUAUCAUUGCCAGGAAGGAGCCUGGGCUCGUUAUCUUCUUUCAUGGAAACAAGAGGGAGGUUGCUCAAGAGACAGAUCCCAGGGAACAGUCCCUAUUUCUCCAAGAGCAAACCGAACGAAAAUCAUCUACCACAAAAUAUCAUCACAAAACCCUCUGCAGCAACAGACCAGGACGGAGCAAACCUAGGAGAAUUCAGCACCGCAAGUCAUACAAGCCCACCUGUUACAACGCAAGUACCCCUGUCUCCCAACCAUCACGAAGGACUGGUGUUCUUUCUAUCAACCAAGCUACUGAAAACACAUCUUCGACUUAUACAAUGCCUUGAGAGAACAGACCGUGCCCCAAAGCUAAUAUACAGAGACUAUGCCAACAACAACAACAACAACAACACAAAACAUGAACCAAAUCCCCGUGCAAAUCAUCUAAAAGAUAAUCGCCCACCGAGAGAGGCAGAUAUCAUUGUAUCACCAAAAACAGGAAUCAUUCUCACAACAUCCCAGGCAAUCAUGCAGCUAUAUCUUCCAGGCCACAAACCUGCUGGCGCUAUAACUAGCCGAAUCAGAGAGAUCAACUCGCCACUUAGAGAGCAGAUUUUUCUCCUCUCCUCGCGAUACGAACAUAUCUAUGUGCUCGUAUCUCACGGUACCGAACAAACCAAGCAAUCCAGCAGCGAGAAUCAUAAAAUUACAGCAGAUAAGUGUGUUCUGGCUUCCAUUACCUCGUUGGUUGCUUUCUGUAAUUCCCUGUCUGGGUACGCCGACAUCAUUCCCCUACUUAUUCCGUCGGUGCCGGAAAUAGCUGCAGAAUGGAUACUGGCCCUUGCACACAGACAUGCCUGUUCCCUCCCUUCCCCUCGCGCUAGGAUAGAAGCCCCCAUCACUUUUACCCCGAUCAAUCAGAAACGGCAGCCUGUAUCUGAAUUGGGCAUUAUGCAAGAGAGUACUUGGGGGGCGUUUCUUUGCCGUAUGGGGUUGAAUCAAUUCGCUGCGCAUGUGGUUCUGGUGGUUCUGAGAAGAGAAGGAGGUGCUGGGAGUUUCAGGGGCUCCGGAGACCAUGGAACCUGCUACUUCGAGAAAGAAGGUGGAUAUCUCUCUAGAUUCGUUGAGAUGCUACCUGAACAGCGGCGUACCCUCUUUACUGAACUGCUUGGGCAGAGGAUGCUGAGACGGAUUGAAUUAAUCAUUGAAAAGGACUGGCAAUGCGACUGGGCUCUAAACUUUCAUGAUACAACGGAGUAA